Messenger RNA from Syzygium oleosum, 3189 nucleotides. RefSeq names its product nuclear poly(A) polymerase 4-like. The coding region runs from base 369 to 2618 and encodes 749 amino acids. Gene Ontology annotation, cellular component: nucleus. The record is from RefSeq and is a predicted model, not a curated record. Gene Ontology annotation, molecular function: RNA binding; poly(A) RNA polymerase activity. The transcript has 12 exons. Lineage: Eukaryota; Viridiplantae; Streptophyta; Magnoliopsida; Myrtales; Myrtaceae.
CCCUCGUCCUCCUCCUUCCUCCGGCGCGUCCCGAUUCGAUCCGAUUCGAUUAGGGUUUCGAUUUCCUUUGAUCCGCUCCUCCUCCCGAUGGGACCGGAAAGUCAGCGCCUUUGCCCGCCGCCCGGCUCUCCCCCGCCGUUCCUCCGAUCGGGCCUCGGCUCCGGCGUCCCUGCGAUCGCCGAUUGAAUCCUCCGGUUCUGGGGUUUCCCUUUUGGCGUGGGUGGGUUGUUGUUUGUUCUUCGUGGGGGGGAGAAAGCGGAGAUCUUUUUUUUCUGCUUUGGGGACAUCUCUUUUCGUCGAUUGGGACGGUUCUUUGCCCGAUUUAGGCUCCGCCUUUUGCGUCUGCGUUUUGAUUUGAUUCGUCUCGGAUGGUGGGUUCGGAGGGGCUGGGGGCGUCGCCGCCCCCCGCGGCGGCGGCGACGUCGACGGCGGCGGCGGCGGCGGCGGCGGCGGCGGCGGCGGCGAGGCAAUUCGGGGUUACGAAGCCGAUUUCGGUGUUGGGGCCCAACGAGGCCGAUGUUCAGAGAAGCAUGGAGUUGGAGAAGUUUUUGGUCGAUGCUGGACUCUAUGAGAGCGAGGAGGAAGCUCUGAAGAGACAAAUGGUUCUCCAUCGGAUUGGGCAGAUCGUAAAAGAUUGGGUGAAGCAACUAACUCGUCUACGCGGGUACUCUGAUCAAAUGGUGGAGGAUGCAAAUGCUGUUAUUUUUACUUUUGGUUCUUAUAGGCUUGGGGUACAUGGCCCUGGUGCUGACAUAGACACUUUGUGUGUUGGGCCAUCCUAUGUGAAUCGAGAGGAGGAUUUCUUCUUCAUAUUGCAUGACAUCCUGGCACAGAUGGAAGAAGUGACAGAACUACAGCCAGUUCCCGAUGCUCAUGUCCCUGUAAUGAAAUUUAAGUAUGAUCGGAUAUCAAUCGACCUUCUUUAUGCAAGCACUUCGCUACUGGUUGUGCCAGAUGAUUUUGACAUCUCCCAAGUAUCUGUUCUGUAUGAUGUCGAUGAACCUACUGUUCGAAGUCUCAAUGGGUGCAGGGUUGCAGAUCAAAUUCUAAAGCUUGUUCCGAAUGUUGAGCAUUUUCGGACUACCCUCCGCUGUCUAAAGCUUUGGGCAAAAAGGCGUGGUGUCUAUUCCAACGUGACUGGAUUUCUUGGUGGUGUCAACUGGGCGUUACUUGUAGCUCGUGUGUGCCAGCUUUAUCCUAACGCGAUCCCUAGUAUGCUAGUUUCACGGUUUUUCAGAGUUUAUACGCAGUGGCGUUGGCCGAAUCCUGUGAUGUUAUGCCCAAUUGAAGAGGAUGAACUUGGCUUUUCUGUCUGGGAUCCUCGGAAAAAUCCUCGUGACAGGACCCAUCAUAUGCCUAUCAUAACACCUGCAUAUCCUUGUAUGAAUUCUAGCUAUAAUGUCUCAAUUAGUACUCUGCGUGUUAUGAUGGAACAGUUCCAAUUUGGCAACAAGAUAUGUGAGGAGAUAGAAUUGAAUAAGGCCCAGUGGAGUGCACUAUUUGAGCCUUAUAUGUUCUUCGAAAGCUAUAAAAAUUAUUUGCAGGUCGAUGUAAUUGCUGCGGAUGCAGAUGACUUGCGUUCUUGGAAAGGCUGGGUAGAAUCAAGGCUUAGGCAGUUGACUUUGAUGAUUGAACGGGACACAUAUGGGAAGUUGCAAUGCCAUCCAUACCCUCAUGAGUAUGUUGAUAUGUCGAAGCAAUGUGCACAUACGGCUUUUUUCAUGGGUUUGCAGAGGAAACAGGGGGAGAAAGUUCAGGAAGGUCAGCAGUUUGACAUACGUGGGACGGUUGAUGAAUUUAGGCACUCAAUAAAUAUGUAUAUGUUCUGGAAACCGGGGAUGGAGAUAUAUGUUUCUCAUGUCCGCAGAAGGCAGAUUCCGUCUUAUGUGUUUCCUGAUGGAUAUAAGCGAGCUCGAUCUAGAAUUUCAACCCAGCAUCAAGGCGAAAAAGGUUCCUCAGAAGAUGCUGAUGUGUGCAAGGGUGGAUCAGCUGAGAGAGACCUGAAAAGGAAGAAGAGCCCUGUAGGGGAGGAGGAGGAUGUUAAGCAAGGUGUUUUGGAGAAACGCAUGUCUCUCAGUCCACAAACGCGUGAUUCAGUAUCACCUGAAAUUGUUACUGACAAACCCAGCAACCUGUCCCGGGAGAAUUCUGAGUUUAACACAACAUCUCAGGUUGGCAAAAGUUGCGACGUUGAGUCUAUUAACUUUAGUGCUAAUACCGGGCCCACCAACCAACAGCUGAAAUUAGCUGAGGUUAACGAACAGUCAAAGCUAGAAAAUGCAGAAGGUGGCUGUGCUUCUAAUUUCAGUGUUGUCGGAGUCCUUGCAAGUGGGGUGGGGUCAUGUGAGGGCUUGCGGAUGGAGUCUGCUGUUGGAAGCAGAGAGGGGAAUAAUGGGAGUGUUGAGGGCAGCAUUGAUGGUAGUACCAAUCCGGGGUCUUCACGGAGUGAUUCAUGUGAGGCAGAUUCGAACUUGUCCUUGGAGAUUGGAUGUGCCGAGUUCGCAGGAGGUUUGCAAGAAGAAUUGGAGCCAAAUGCAGUGGUUGGGCUGGCACUUCAGUCAAGGGGCGGCAUGGACCCAGAGGUGCAGAAGCCAGUGAUAAGUUCGAUGGCAGGUUGAGUUUUACAUGAGCAGCCAGCUUCGAAAGGAUUGAGGAAGUGAAUGAACUGAUAAAAGUUCUUGGCUGUGAGGCCAUCAGAGUCAGAAAGAUCAAAGGAGACAGAAAGCCAGCAGUUUCUGGUAAGUACCUAUUAAUUGCUGGCUUUCAUUUGUUUCUUUUUCAGGCGCAUUGGUACCUUCAUAUUGUGAAGCAAACUUCAACCAAAAAAUGAAAAAAAAAGGAAGCAAAUUAGUCUUCAAACGUGGUGUGAAGCGUGAACUGCAGCUUUCAGAGCAAAGCUUUGCGGUUUGAUCUGUACAGUUCUAAUUUUAGACUGAAGCGCUUGAUGGUCACACUGAUUAUUCCAGCAUUCUGUCAAGUAUGGGAAAAUGUCGUGAAAUAUGCUGGAUUAGUUCGGUGGGCUUUUCUUUCUAUAGAAAGUGGUUUUGUUUAUGAGGAUUGAGGAUCUCGCCAUAUGGACAACAAGAUGCUUCAGUAGGUUAGCGUGUGAAGUAUGCAGGUUUCGAUGUUCUACUCUGUUUUCGAGUCAUUGUACACUACUGACCUGUAAUGGAAAGGAUAUUUAGCCUC